Molecule: messenger RNA, 1143 nt
Organism: Penicillium brasilianum
Lineage: Eukaryota; Fungi; Ascomycota; Eurotiomycetes; Eurotiales; Aspergillaceae
Source: the annotation of a GenBank genome assembly
CUGCGGAAUCAGAGCAUGAUCCAUGGUUUUAGAUCACUGCCCUGACCAUGGGCUCGAGGUCUUCGGCCUCAUUCGACGGCAGCACAAAUUUGGGGGGAUUCCAGAAUGGAAUAAAUAACGGAACCAUCAAUGUUUUCAAAGAGGACGGAGACAAUGAAUGCCUUUCAGCUCUCUUAUCCACCCAUCCUCGAGUAUCUGAUCCUGGCGCUCAUAUCAGAAAAAUCGAAGAAGAGAAAGGAGGACUCCUCAAAGACUCGUAUGAAUGGAUGAUUCAUCAUCCAAGUUUUCGACAGAUUCAGUUCGACGACCAAAAGCGACUGCUGUGGAUUAGAGGCGAACCUGGACAUGGGAAAACAAUGCUGUUGAUGGGCAUGAUCAAAGAGCUGGACGACUCAUCACCCCGGGCUGGGCUUGCUUACUUCUUCUGUCAGGGUACAGACGAGGAAAUGAACAGUGCCACGGCUGUUUUGAGAGGCCUCAUCUACCGUCUCAUCCUGAUAAAACCUUCCCUGAUAACCCACCUGCGCAAGAUAUAUGAUUGUCAUAAAGGCGUCUUUCAAGAUAGGAGCUCUUUUUUCGCUCUGCCAGACAUAGCUGGCGGCAUGUUGGAGGAUCCCAAGCUUGGACGCGCAUUUAUUGUGAUCGAUGCCCUUGAUGAGCGAAACAAGUCAGGAUCAGCUACUCAAAUUCAUAGCUAUGAAUAUCUCGGCAUCACCUUCCGUGAAGUGGAUUGUGUCGAGUCGCAGCGUCCCAGCCAUCAUUGAUUGAUUCAAUCAAUUCAAUCAAUCCGAUCAAUCCGAUCAACCCGAUCAAAAGAGCCCUGAGCUUCUGAUUCACCUGGAUCUGCGUGACAACCCAGACGAUGUGAGCCAAGCAGUCAAUGCUUACAUUGGUUCCCGGAUAGAGAAACUUCAGGUCUUGAGGGAUAGCCAGCGUCUGAGAGCGCAAGUACGAGAUAUCAUGUGUGACAAAGCAGCAGACACAUUCCUUUGGGUAGCUCUCGUCGCCAAAGAGCUCGAGGAAGUUUGCGAAUACGAUAUUAUCGAAGUUCUAGAGAGUAUCUGAAUUGAGAGGAGUAUACGAUAGAAUGAUUAGACAGAUUGGCACUCUGUCUAUGAGGAGUCCCGUCUUCUGUUACCAGAU